AUGUCACAUUCAAGUCCAAAGGUUUCAUCCAAUAAUAUCUCUUAUGGUAUCAAUACAGUUGGUACCACCAGUGGAAAUAAUAAUAAUAAUAAUAGUAGUGGUAAUAGUAAUAAUGCAAUAUUGACGAGUAAUAACAGUGACGAUGAAUAUACUGGUCUUAGCAAAUCAGGUGGCCUAGAUAAUAGCGGUGGAAUAGGAGCGCCCUCCGGAAGAUACUCUUCGAUCUACGACCAAGACAAUACAUACUCACAUAGCUCUCAUCAAUCGAAUGCACACCACUCUAAUCGAACAUGUGCAUCUUAUGCCGAUCGUGUUUUAUUCUCCAACAAAUACUACUAUGCCUACAUUUUCAUGAUCAUUCUUAAUCUAAUUCUAAUUCUAUGGAAAACAUCGGUACCUUCACAUUGGUUGUUUGUAGUUUUAGAUAUUUCAGUGAAUAUAGCUUUGUUGGUGGAGAUAUCGUUGCAGAUAACAUCGCAAAAGAGUCGUUAUUUUAAAGAGUGGUCGAAUAGACUGGAUCUUUUCGUGUUGGUGCUGUCGAUUGCCGGUCUCUUUAUGUAUUUACUCUCGCAUGCAUCGAUUGCCUUUGACUAUGAGGGUAUUGUUAUCAUAUUCUUCACGGCAAUGCGUUAUUGUGUGCAGUUCCUUCGUUUGUUGGCGUUGAUCAAGCGACAAAAGAUGAGAGCAUCCACCUUCAACAGCAGAGUAGAUUUUAACGAACUGAAAGAGUCAGACUUGGUUUUCGACGUUGACACUUCGGAUUAUUUAAACUUCAUAGCACACAGUAUAACUUAUAAAACUUUCACAACUUAUUUACAAUCAAUAAUAUUAUGUCAAUAUAAUUGA
This is a messenger RNA of Heterostelium album PN500, 846 nucleotides long. RefSeq lists its product as uncharacterized. The record is from RefSeq and is a predicted model, not a curated record. Gene Ontology annotation, biological process: transmembrane transport; monoatomic ion transport. The coding region runs from base 1 to 846 and encodes 281 amino acids. Gene Ontology annotation, cellular component: membrane. The transcript is spliced from 3 exons. NCBI's taxonomy places the organism in Eukaryota, Evosea, Eumycetozoa, Acytosteliales, Acytosteliaceae. Gene Ontology annotation, molecular function: monoatomic ion channel activity.